This is a messenger RNA of Exophiala oligosperma, 1746 nucleotides long. RefSeq lists its product as uncharacterized. Bases 1 to 1746 code for a protein of 581 amino acids. Gene Ontology annotation, molecular function: aldehyde dehydrogenase (NAD+) activity. The record is from RefSeq and is a predicted model, not a curated record. The transcript is spliced from 5 exons. NCBI's taxonomy places the organism in Eukaryota, Fungi, Ascomycota, Eurotiomycetes, Chaetothyriales, Herpotrichiellaceae.
AUGGAUUCCCUUCAAACGAAUCUCUUCAUCAACAACGAGUACGUUGUUUCGUCCGGUGGAGAAGCACUCUCAGUUCACAAUCCCAAAGACGACAGCCUAGUGACGAACAAGGUGCAGGUUGCCUCAGAGCAAGAUGUCGAUGAGGCCGUGGCGGCAGCAAAAGCUGCUUUCCCGCAGUGGAAGCGAACUCCAAGCAGCAGACGCUCGGCCAUAAUGCUCAAGUUUGCUGACCUCGUUGAACGACACAAGGACGCCAUAGCCCGACUUGAAUCAGCAUGCAUGGGGCAACCUAUCUCAGUGGCCAAGGGCAUAGUCGAAUUGCAGGUCGCAAACUGGCGGUACUUUGCUGGUCUCACCGACAAGAUUCCUGGUGAGACCUUUCCAGAGAAUGGGGAUGGAUAUUUCAAGAUGGUCAACUAUGAGCCAUUGGGUGUCUGUGCAGGAAUAGCAGCUUGGAAUGGUACGCAGAUGUUCCUUGCGUGGAAGAUUGCACCCGCUGUUGCUGUCGGAAACACCUUCGUCUUCAAGGCCAGCGAGAAGAGUCCAUUGGGUGUUUUAUACCUCGGUCAGCUCUUCAAGGAGGCAGGCUUUCCUCCAGGGGUGGUCAACCUUAUCUCGGGAGCUGCCAAGGUUGGGGCCCUUAUGGCAUCCCAUAUGGACAUUGCAAAGAUCUCUUUCACCGGCUCGGCCAAUGCAGGAAGACAGAUCCAGAUUGCCGCGGCCAAGAGUAACUUAAAACGAGUCAGUCUUGAGCUGGGUGGGAAGUCACCGGUCCUUAUAUUUGACGACGCCAACCUAGAAAAUGCUGUGGUGCACAACUCUCAGGGAUUCCUACUGAACAGUGGCCAGGCGUGUGUGGCAGGGUCGAGAAUACUAGUCCAACGUGGGAUUGCGCCAAAAUUCAUCGAUGCUCUCAGGGCGGCAUACAUUGAAUUCAGCCAAUCUAUGGCCGACCCCGCUCUGGAGAGUACUUUUCUAGGACCACUUGCCGAUAAAAGCCAGUUCGGCCGAGUCAUGGACUUCCUAGAAGGUGCAAAGAAGGAUGGAGUUGAAGUCCUCGUUGGAGGCGGUCGCAAAGGGAAAGAAGGUUGUUUCGUCGAGCCCACCAUUCUCAUGAACCCGGAUCUCACUGCCAAGGUGUAUACCGACGAAAUUUUUGGACCAGUCGUGGUGAUCAAGACAUUUGAAAAUGAGGAGGAAGCCAUUGCACUGGCGAAUAACACAAGCUAUGGCCUUGGAGCCACUAUCUACACCAAUGACAUCACUCGGGCACUUCGUGUCACCGCUGAGAUGGAAUCUGGGACAGUCUCAAUCAAUUCGUCUCAUGUACUUCUGACGGAGACCCCCUUUGGUGGCAAAAAGCAGAGCGGCUAUGGUAGAGAAGGAGGCUUGGAAGGCCUAAAAGAAUACCUGGAGGCCAAAACUGUUCACGUAAACAUGAGAAUGUUCCAGCAAUAUUACGAAGACAGGCACGCGCCGCUAGCCCUUAAGGCUCUCCCAAAGAUCUCAAAAUAUGUGCGAAACUAUGUCGAUCAAGAUGCAAUGUUCAAUAACCGUCCGGGAGGGGCACCUUGCGAUGUAGUCACAGAAGUGUGGUGGGAUACCAAGGAGGACUAUGAGGAGUGUCAGGCAUCUUGUGCAACUUCCCAACUUUAUAAAGAGGUCAAGGCCGAUGAAGCAAGAUUCAUGGACGUGGAAGCAAUUAAGAUAUGCUUAGUAAAGGAGAAGUGCUCAGAGAUUGCAUAG